UCAGGACAUGCAGCCUGGCAAGCAGGGACAGAGGGGUGUGGAGCCCCACGGGGUCAGAGAGCCCCUGCCGGAGACCGGGACCAUUGCUGGGGUGUACGUGGAGGCUUCCAAGAAGACAAUGAGUUUUUAUGAUGCCACCAGAGAGCAUUUCCUGAUGUCUGAGCCAGCACUUGCUCUUCUGGAGGCUCAGGCAGCCACAGGCUCCCUCAUUGACCCGGUGCGAAACAAGCGGCUCUGCGUGGCAGAGGCCGUGAGACUGGGGCUGGUAGGCCUGGAGCUGAAAGAAAAGCUGCUGUCUGCAGAGAGAGCAGCAACUGGCUUCAUGGACCCCUACACGGAUGAGAAGAUCUCGCUCUAUCAAGCCAUCCAAAAAGAGCUGCUCGGGCGGGAGCAGGGCGCCCGUCUGCUGGAGGUCCAGAUCGCCACAGGGGGCCUCGUGGAUCCAGCCACCGGCCACCGCGUCCCCAUGGAGGUUACCUACGAGCAGGGACGCUUUGGUGACGAGAUGAGCCAGCUCCUUUCUGACCCCAGCUCUGCUGCUGCCAGAGGGUUUCUUGACCCAAACACCAGCGAGAGGGUCACCUAUCGGGAGCUUAAGAAACGGUGCAUGAUCGAUCCGGCCACAGGGCUCCUCCUCUUGCCUCUGAAAAUCACCUUCCCGGGGCUGAGAGGGAGAGUGAGCAGCAGUGAGUUGCUCAGCUCCAGCAUCAUCGACAUGGAAACGUUCAGGGCCCUCCAGGAAGGCCGGGUCUCCAUCCAGGAGGUAGCAGAGAUGGACCAUGUUCAGCAGUACCUGGAAGGCACGGGAGGCAUUGCAGGUGUUGCCGUACUGCCUAUCGGUGAGAGGAAGAGUCUGUACCAGGCGCUGACAGAGCACCUCCUCAUGCCAGGCACAGCACUGGCCCUUCUGCAGGCCCAGGCUGCCACUGCCUGCCUGACAGAGCCCACCAAGAACCAGAGACUCUCAGUUGACGAUGCUGUCAAGGCUGGUGUGGUUGGGCCGGAGCUCUAUGAGAAGCUGUCAUCCGCUGAGAGAGCCGUCACUGGGUACCGAGACCCCUGCACUGGGGAGCUGCUCUCUCUGUUUCAAGCCAUGAAUAAGGGGCUCGUUACCAGGGCCCAGGGGACUUACCUACUGGAGGCCCAGCUGGCCACCGGUGGCCUCAUCGAUCCAGUCCACAAUCACCGUGUCCCAGUGGAGAUGGCCUGCCAACGGGGCUACCUCAAUGAAGAGAUGAAGCGGCUCCUCUUCCAUCCCACCCAUGACAUCAAAGGGUUCUUUGACCCCAACACGAAGGAGACCGUGAUGUACGCAGAGUUAUUGGAGAGGUGCGUCACUGACCCAGACACCGGUCUCCGCCUGCUGCCACUCUUCGAAGAUGAUGGGGAAGGGUCUCGGGGCGUGCAGUCCUUCAUUGACCACAGGACCCGAAUGGCUUUGGAAAAAACAACAGUACCUGUGGCCUGUGGCAAAUUCAAGGGGAAGUCGGUGUCGCUCUGGAAACUCCUCUUCUCAGACUACUUCACAAGUGCACAAAGGGCCACGCUUACCCAGCAGUGCCGCACCGCGACUCUCUCCCUGCAGGAACUGGCUAAGACCGUCAGCACCACCGUUCAGCAAAUGGCUUCCACUGCCAAUAUCACCUUUGAAGGCCUGAGGCACAAGGUGACCCCUAGCCAGCUCCUGAGUGCUGAAAUCAUCAACAGGGAUUUGUUUGAGAAGCUGAGCCAAGGGGAGACAUCCGCCAGAGAAGUUGUCGGCAUGGACACAGUCAGGAAGUACCUGGAAGGGACAGGCAGUAUCAGUGGGCUGCUGCUGCCCGAUUCCCAGGAGAAAAUCAGCAUCUACCAGGCAAAGAGGAAAGGCCUUCUAAUGCCAGGGACGUCCCUCAUCCUCCUCGAGGCACAGGCUGCCACUGGAUUCAUCAUCGACCCAGCUGCAAACAAGAAAUAUUCUGUGGAGGAGGCUCUGCGAGCCAGCGUCAUCGGCCCAGAUAUUUACAACAAGCUGCUGGCAGCACAGAAAGCAGUCACUGGCUACAAAGACCCCUACACCGGCAACAAGAUCUCCCUCUUCCAGGCCAUGAGCAAAGGCCACAUUGUCAGAGACCAUGGCAUCCGCCUGCUGGAGGCCCAGAUCGCCACCGGCGGCAUCAUCGACCCCGUGCACAGCCACCGAAUCCCCGUGGAGGUGGCUUACAAGCGGGGCUACUUCGACAAGAAGAUGAACUUGAUCCUCUCUGACCCCAGCGACGACACCAAGGGCUUCUUCGACCCCAACACGCACGAGAACCUCACGUACUUGCAGCUGAAGGAGAAGUGCAUCACAGAGCCCUCCACCGGACUCUGCCUCCUGCCUCUGAACAGCAAGAAGCGCCAGUUCAUCAAUGACACCACCAAACAAGCCUUCAGGAGCACGUGGCUCCUCGUGAAGUACGGGAGGUUCCGAGGAGAAAGGGUCUCCGUGUGGGACCUGUUGAACUCUGAGUAUUUCAGCGAGGGAAAGCGGCGGGAGAUAUUUAAUCACUACCAGCUGCGGAAGCUCACCCUGGAGCAGAUCAGACUCAUGUUGGAGGAAGAGAUGAAAAAAUGGGCCCACAUCAAAUUCCCAGCCAUGAGAGGCAGCGUCACGGCCUACCACCUGCUAGAAACUGGCAUCAUAGACAAGGCCUUGUUCGAGAGGGUGCUGGAGGGAGCUGUGAGCCCGGAGGACGUCCUGCGCAUGGACUCUGUCCGGAAAUACCUCUAUGGCUCCGGCAGCAUCGGGGGGAUCGUGCUCCAGCCAUCAAACCAGAGAAUGAGCAUCUAUGAAGCCAUGAAGCAGAAGAUUGUGAUGCCAGGGGUGGCUCUCCCACUGCUCGAGGCCCAGGCCGCUACUGGUUUCGUCAUCGACCCAGUGAACAACCAGAAGCUGUGUGUUGAUGAAGCCGUAAGGGAAGGGGUUAUCGGGCCAGAACUCCAUGAGAAACUGCAGCACGCGGAAGGAGCUGUAAUGGGCUAUAAAGACCCUUUCACUGGGGAAAAGAUCUCCCUCUUCCAAGCCAUGAAGAAGGGCCUCAUCGCCGACAAACAGGCUGUUCAGCUCAUGGAAGCCCAAAUUGCCACAGGAGGCAUCAUUGACCCCCACCGCGGCCACUAUGUCCCUGUGGAAUUUGCCCAGAAACAAGGCUACUUGGAUGAGGACAUGAGCAAAACUCUCUCUAGUGCCUCUGAUAAUACCAGGGUCUACUGUGUCCCCAACAGCAAGGAGCCUAUGACCUACGCUCAGCUCAUCACGCGCUGCCAGAAGGACAAAAACUCUGGUCUCCACUUGCUGCCUUUGCCACAGACAGCUGUGCCUGUCCGCACGGAUGAACAGAUCCAGCAGCUAUUCAAGGAGACCAUGGUGAAGGAGAAAGGGGUCUCCCUCUGGGAGCUGAUCCACUCUGGCUACUUCACUGAGGAGCAGAGAAAUGACUUUGUGGAGAAGUACCGGUCUGAGGACGUGUCUGUCUGGCAGCUGGUCACUCUUGUCCUGAAGCUUGUUGAGGAAAUAGAGAUGAAAGCCCAUACCCACAUCACCUUCGAAGGCCUGAGAGGCAGUGUGCCUGCCGUCUGGCUGCUCGAUGCUGGCAUCAUUACCGAGAAGAUGUUCGAGGAUCUGGCUCAGGGAACACAAACGGCCAGAGAAGUAGCCGAGAUGGAGAGCGUGAAGAGAUACUUACAGGGCACGGGGAGCAUUGCUGGGAUUUUUAUACAGGCCUCCAAGAAGAGAAUGAGCAUUUACCAAGCAAUGAAAAACAAUCUCCUCCUGCCAGGGACAGGGGUGUUGUUGCUAGAGGCUCAAGCAGCUACAGGAGCUGUUAUAGAUCCAGUAACAAACCAGAAACUUGGUGUGGAGGAGGCCGUCAAAGCAGCCAUUGUCGGUGAGGAACUCAUGGAGAAGCUGCUUCUAGCAGAGAGAGCAGUGACCGGUUACACAGACCCAUACACGGGGAACUCAAUCUCAGUCUGUCAAGCAAUCAGGAAAGGCCUUAUUCCCAUGAGCGAAGGUGUUCCUUUAAUAGAGGCCCAGCUGGCUACAGGAGGGGUCAUCGAUCCCAUCCACCAUCAUCAUCUUCCUCUUCCUGCAGCCUACAUGCACGGCUUUUAUGAUGAAGAAAUGAACCAGGCCCUAUCCCAGCCCACUGACAUCACCAAAGUCUUCUUUGAUCCAAACACAAAGGAAAACUUGACCUACCAGCAGCUGAAAGACAGGUGUGUCCCUGAUGCUGAAACAGGCCUCUGGCUACUACCUCUGUCUGAAACUGCAGCAUUCUAUGUGGACAAACAAACCAUGGAGGUGCUGAAAUCUGUGACAGUCUGUGUAGCAGUAGGACGGUUCAAAGGGCAGACAGUUUCCCUCUGGGACCUUCUCAACUCCGAGUACAUCACAGACUGCAAGCAGAGAGAGCUGGUGGGAUUAUACAAAGAGGAGAAUGCUGUGGCCCUGCAAGAAAUCAUCACCACCGUUACCACAAUCAUUGAAGAAACUGAGAAGCAAGGCAAGAGGUUCACGUUCAAGGGCCUGCGGAAGCAGGUGUCUGCCAGUGACCUCUUCCAGUCUCAGCUGAUAGACAAGAAAACCCUGGAUGAACUCAAGCAGGGACAGAAAACUGUCAAAGAAGUCACAGAGAUGGACUCCGUCCGGAGAUACCUGGAGGGGGGUAACUUCAUAGCUGGAGUGUUAGUACAGCCAGCCAAUGAGAAGAUGAGCAUCUACCAGGCUAUGACGAGAGGAAUGCUGAGGCCGGGCACCGCCUUGGUGUUGCUGGAGGCGCAGGCUGCUACCGGGUUCAUUAUUGACCCGGUGAAGAACAAGAGGCUGUCAGUGGAGGAGGCACUCGCUGCUGGGCUCAUUGGACAACAGGUCUAUGAGAAGCUGCUGUCUGCAGAGAGAGCAGUGACCGGCUACACUGACCCCAUCACAAAAGGCCAAAUCUCCCUCUUCGAAGCCAUGAACCAGGGGCUUAUCCUCAAGAGCCACGGCAUCCGCCUGCUGGAGGCCCAGAUCGCCACCGGCGGCAUCAUCGACCCCGUGCACAGCCACCGCCUCCCCGUGGAGGUGGCUUACAAGCGGGGCUACUUCGAUGAAGAGAUGAACCGGAUCCUCUCUGACCCCAGCGACGACACCAAGGGCUUCUUCGACCCCAACACACACGAGAACCUCACCUACCUACAACUCCUGGAGAGAUGUGUCCAAGACCCUGAGACUGGGCUCUACAUGCUCCAAAUAGUAAAGCAUGGGGGGACAUACUUCUAUAUCGAUGAGUCAAUGAAACACUUUUUACGCUCAAAACCCAUUAAAAUGCAAGUUGGGAAGUUCAAAGGCCAAACAGUGUCCCUCUGGGACCUGCUCUGCUCUCAGUACAUCUCAGAACAGAAAAGAAAAGAACUAGUGAAGCAAUAUAAAUGUGAAACCCUCACAAUAGAACAGCUCAUCACAGUCAUCACCACCAUCAUUGAGGAAAUGGAACUCAGAACCCAAGCCCUCAAGGUUAAAGGCCUCAGAGGACAUGUAUCUGUGUCAGAGUUAUUCAACGCUGAGAUAAUUGACAAGACAACACUGGACAAUCUGCAAAAAGGAACUCUCACAGUCCAUAAACUCACACAAAUGGACUCUGUCAAGAGGUAUCUGGAAGGAACUGGCUGCAUUGCUGGAGUUCUGCUGCCAGCCAAGAAAGAGAAGAUGAGCAUCUACCAGGCCCUAGAGAGAGGUCUCCUAACACCAGAAUCAGCGCUGGUGCUGCUGGAGGCGCAGGCUGCCAGCGGCUUUAUCACUGACCCGCUGAAGAACGAGAAGCUGUCCGUCGAUGAAGCCGUCUCCGCCGGCCUGGUGGGCAGUGAGAUUCACGAGAAGCUGCUCUCUGCAGAGAGAGCAGUGACCGGCUACACUGACCCCUACACGGGCAACAAGAUCUCCCUCUUCCAGGCCAUGAAGAAAGACCUGAUAGUCAAAGACCACGGCAUCCGCCUGCUGGAGGCCCAGAUCGCCACCGGCGGCAUCAUCGACCCCGUGCACAGUCACCGCCUCCCCGUGGAGGUGGCUUACAAGCGGGGAUAUUUGGACGAUGACACAUUUCUUCUUCUUUCUGAUCCAGAACAUGGCAACAAAAGCUUUAUGGAUCCUAACACCCAUGAAAAACUCAGUUAUGCCCAGCUCCUGCAGAGAUGUAGCAAAGACCCAGACACAGGACUGUGCCUGCUGCAGAUAACAGAAAAGAAGGAAGACUAUUUCUACAUUGAUGAGCACACAAAAAAUACACUGUUAUUAACCAUGGUUCAAGUACCGGUAGGGAAAUACAAAGGACAUACUCUCUCUCUAUGGGAACUCCUGUGUUCUGAUUAUAUCAGUGAGGAAAAGAGGAAGGAAUUGGUAAAACAAUACAAAAAAGAAUCCACAGUUAUCCUACAAAAGAUCACUGAUACAAUCUUAACCAUUAUACAUGAAAAAGAGAGGAGCAGAAAAGAUAUAUGGUUCCAGGGAAUCAGACAACAAAUCACUGCAUCAGAACUAUUCAACGCACAGAUAAUUACCAAAGACACAAUGGAAAAGCUAGAGGAAGGAAAACAGACUGCAAAAGAUAUAGCAAAGAUGGAUUCCGUAAAGAGAUACCUGGAAGGAACUAGCUGCAUUGCCGGAGUCCUGGUGCCGUCCAACACGGACCCAUCCAAGACAGAGAAGAUGAGCAUCUACCAGGCCAUGGGGAAGAGCAUUCUGAGGCCGGGCACCGCGCUGGUGCUGCUGGAGGCGCAGGCUGCCAGCGGCUUUAUCACUGACCCGCUGAAGAACGAGAAGCUGUCCGUCGAUGAAGCCAUCUCCGCCGGCCUGGUGGGCAGUGAGAUUCAUGAGAAGCUGCUCUCUGCAGAGAGAGCAGUGACCGGCUACACUGACCCCUACACGGGCAACAAGAUCUCCCUCUUCCAGGCCAUGAAGAAAGACCUGAUAGUCAAAGACCACGGCAUCCGCCUGCUGGAGGCCCAGAUCGCCACCGGUGGCAUCAUUGACCCCGUGCACAGUCACCGCCUCCCCGUGGAGGUGGCUUACAAGCGGGGCUACUUCGACGAAGAGAUGAACCGCAUCCUCUCUGACCCCAGCGACGACACCAAGGGCUUCUUCGACCCCAACACUCACGAGAACCUCACCUACAUGCAGCUCCUCAGCAGAUGCGUCCCAGACCCAGACACGGGGCUCCUGAUGCUUCAGCUGAUGCACAAAGGCUCCGUGCUCUUCCAGCUAGAUGAAAAAACACAAACCUGCUUACAGUCUGCCCCUGCCACCGUCAGCGUGGGACUCUUCCAGGGGCAGAAGGUGACCGUGUGGGAGCUUCUCUUCUCCAGAUACGUCCCUGACCAGAAAAGGCAGGAGCUUCUGAAGAAGUACAAAGCGGGGACGCUAACCAUUCAGGAAAUGACAACCAUCAUCACCACCCUCAUCACCGAGGCAGAGCAAAAGAGCAGCCGAGAGCCCAGGCCCGUGAAAAGUCCGAGCACGCAACGGGCAACGUCACAGAAGGCCGACGCUGCCCAUUCGCAGAGAGAUGAAAAACGGGAAAAGGCCUUAAAGACUACGACAGUCGAUGGGCCGGGGGGCGAGUUCCAAGGGCGAAAGGUCUCUGUGUGGGAUCUGCUCUUCUCCAAAUACGUCCUUGAAGAGAAAAGACAAGAGCUUCUGAAGAAGUACAAAGCAGGGACGCUAACCAUUCAAGAAAUGAUAACCGUCCUCACCACCAUCAUCACCGAGACAGAGAAAAAGAGCGGCAAACAGCCCAGCGGGGUGGAAGGCCCCUGCCGAGAGGAGAGAACAUCCGGGAGAGCUGCCAGCGCCCCUUCUCCACAGGACCAACAAGCGGAAAAGACUCUCCGGCUCGCGACCGUCGACGUAUCAGUCGGCGAGUUCCAAGGGCGAAAGGUCUCCGUGUGGGAACUUCUCUUCUCCAAAUACCACUCGGAAGAGAAAAGGCAGGAGCUCCUGGAGAAGUACAGAGCGGGGACCGUGACUCUGGAGGAGCUGGUCAGAAUCCUCACCACCAUCGUUGAGCAGACAGAAGAGAGAAGCAGCAAAGUGAAGUUCUCAGGCCUCAGGAGGCAGGUGACUGCCUCAGAGCUGUUCAGCUCUGACAUUAUUGACCAGGACAUGCUGACUGAACUCACCCAGGGCACCAAGACGGUGCAGGAGAUCACGGAAAUGGAUUCCGUAAAGAGAUACCUGGAAGGAACUAGCUGCAUUGCCGGAGUCCUGGUGCCGUCCAACACGGACCCGUCCAAGACAGAGAAGAUGAGCAUCUACCAGGCUAUGGGGAAGGGCAUUCUGAGGCCGGGCACCGCGCUGGUGCUGCUGGAGGCGCAGGCUGCCAGCGGCUUUAUCACUGACCCGCUGAAGAACGAGAAGCUGUCCGUUGAUGAAGCCGUCUCCGCCGGCCUGGUGGGCAGUGAGAUUCACGAGAAGCUGCUCUCUGCAGAGAGAGCAGUGACCGGCUACACUGACCCCUACACGGGCAACAAGAUCUCCCUCUUCCAGGCCAUGAAGAAAGACCUGAUAGUCAAAGACCACGGCAUCCGCCUGCUGGAGGCCCAGAUCGCCACCGGCGGCAUCAUCGACCCCGUGCACAGUCACCGCCUCCCCGUGGAGGUGGCUUACAAGCGGGGCUACUUCGACGAAGAGAUGAACCGCAUCCUCUCUGACCCCAGCGACGACACCAAGGGCUUCUUCGACCCCAACACUCACGAGAACCUCACCUACAUGCAGCUCCUCAGCAGAUGCGUCCCAGACCCAGACACGGGGCUCCUGAUGCUUCAGCUGAUGCACAAAGGCUCCGUGCUCUUCCAGCUAGAUGAAAAAACACGAACCUGCUUACAGUCUGCCCCUGCCACCGUCAGCGUGGGACUCUUCCAGGGGCAGAAGGUGACCGUGUGGGAGCUUCUCUUCUCCAGAUACGUCCCUGACCAGAAAAGGCAGGAGCUUCUGAAGAAGUACAAAGCGGGGACGCUAACCAUUCAGGAAAUGACAACCAUCAUCACCACCCUCAUCACCGAGGCAGAGCAAAAGAGCAGCCGAGAGCCCAGGCCCGUGAAAAGUCCGAGCACGCAACGGGCAACGUCACAGAAGGCCGAGGCUGCCCAUUCGCAGAGAGAUGAAAAACGGGAAAAGGCCUUAAAGACUACGACAGUCGACGGGCCGGGGGGCGAGUUCCAAGGGCGAAAGGUCUCUGUGUGGGAUCUGCUCUUCUCCAAAUACGUCCUUGAAGAGAAAAGACAAGAGCUUCUGAAGAAGUACAAAGCAGGGACGCUAACCAUUCAAGAAAUGAUAACCGUCCUCACCACCAUCAUCACCGAGACAGAGAAAAAGAGCGGCAAACAGCCCAGCGGGGUGGAAGGCCCCUGCCGAGAGGAGAGAACAUUCGGGAGAGCUGCCAGCGCCCCUUCUCCACAGGACCAACAAGCGGAAAAGACUCUCCGGCUCGCGACCGUCGACGUAUCGGUCGGCGAGUUCCAAGGGCGAAAGGUCUCCGUGUGGGAACUUCUCUUCUCCAAAUACCUCUCGGAAGAGAAAAGGAAGGAGCUCCUGGAGAAGUACAGAGCGGGGACCGUGACUCUGGAGGAGCUGGUCAGAAUCCUCACCACCAUCGUUGAGCAGACAGAAGAGAGAAGCAGCAAAGUGAAGUUCUCAGGCCUCAGAAGGCAGGUGACUGCCUCAGAGCUGUUCAGCUCUGACAUUAUUGACCAGGACAUGCUGACUGAACUCACCCAGGGCACCAAGACGGUGCAGGAGAUCACGGAAAUGGAUUCCGUAAAGAGAUACCUGGAAGGAACUAGCUGCAUUGCCGGAGUCCUGGUGCCGUCCAACACGGACCCGUCCAAGACAGAGAAGAUGAGCAUCUACCAGGCCAUGGGAAAGGGCAUUCUGAGGCCGGGCACCGCGCUGGUUCUGCUGGAGGCGCAGGCUGCCAGCGGCUUUAUCACUGACCCGCUGAAGAACGAGAAGCUGUCCGUCGAUGAAGCCGUCUCCGCCGGCCUGGUGGGCAGUGAGAUUCACGAGAAGCUGCUCUCUGCAGAGAGAGCAGUGACCGGCUACACUGACCCCUACACGGGCAACAAGAUCUCCCUCUUCCAGGCCAUGAAGAAAGACCUGAUAGUCAAAGACCACGGCAUCCGCCUGCUGGAGGCCCAGAUCGCCACCGGCGGCAUCAUCGACCCCGUGCACAGUCACCGCCUCCCCGUGGAGGUGGCUUACAAGCGGGGCUACUUCGACGAAGAGAUGAACCGCAUCCUCUCUGACCCCAGCGACGACACCAAGGGCUUCUUCGACCCCAACACUCACGAGAACCUCACCUACAUGCAGCUCCUCAGCAGAUGCGUCCCAGACCCAGACACGGGGCUCCUGAUGCUUCAGCUGAUGCACAAAGGCUCCGUGCUCUUCCAGCUAGAUGAAAAAACACGAACCUGCUUACAGUCUGCCCCUGCCACCGUCAGCGUGGGACUCUUCCAGGGGCAGAAGGUGACCGUGUGGGAGCUUCUCUUCUCCAGAUACGUCCCUGACCAGAAAAGGCAGGAGCUUCUGAAGAAGUACAAAGCGGGGACGCUAACCAUUCAGGAAAUGACAACCAUCAUCACCACCCUCAUCACCGAGGCAGAGCAAAAGAGCAGCCGAGAGCCCAGGCCCGUGAAAAGUCCGAGCACGCAACGGGCAACGUCACAGAAGGCCGAGGCUGCCCAUUCGCAGAGAGAUGAAAAACGGGAAAAGGCCUUAAAGACUACGACAGUCGACGGGCCGGGGGGCGAGUUCCAAGGGCGAAAGGUCUCUGUGUGGGAUCUGCUCUUCUCCAAAUACGUCCUUGAAGAGAAAAGACAAGAGCUUCUGAAGAAGUACAAAGCGGGGACGCUAACCAUUCAGGAAAUGACAACCAUCAUCACCACCCUCAUCACCGAGGCAGAGCAAAAGAGCAGCCGAGAGCCCAGGCCCGUGAAAAGUCCGAGCACGCAACGGGCAACGUCACAGAAGGCCGAGGCUGCCCAUUCGGAGAGAGAUGAAAAACGGGAAAAGGCCUUAAAGACUACGACAGUCGACGGGCCGGGGGGCGAGUUCCAAGGGCGAAAGGUCUCUGUGUGGGAUCUGCUCUUCUCCAAAUACGUCCUUGAAGAGAAAAGACAAGAGCUUCUGAAGAAGUACAAAGCAGGGACGCUAACCAUUCAAGAAAUGAUAACCGUCCUCACCACCAUCAUCACCGAGACAGAGAAAAAGAGUGGCAAACAGCCCAGCGGGGUGGAAGGCCCCUGCCGAGAGGAGAGAACAUCCGGGAGAGCUGCCAGCGCCCCUUCUCCACAGGACCAACAAGCGGAAAAGACUCUCCGGCUCGCGACCGUCGACGUAUCGGUCGGCGAGUUCCAAGGGCGAAAGGUCUCCGUGUGGGAACUUCUCUUCUCCAAAUACCUCUCGGAAGAGAAAAGGCAGGAGCUCCUGGAGAAGUACAGAGCGGGGACCGUGACUCUGGAGGAGCUGGUCAGAAUCCUCACCACCAUCGUUGAGCAGACAGAAGAGAGAAGCAGCAAAGUGAAGUUCUCAGGCCUCAGGAGGCAGGUGACUGCCUCAGAGCUGUUCAGCUCUGACAUUAUUGACCAGGACACGCUGACUGAACUCACCCAGGGCACCAAGACGGUGCAGGAGAUCACGGAAAUGGAUUCCGUAAAGAGAUACCUGGAAGGAACUAGCUGCAUUGCCGGAGUCCUGGUGCCGUCCAACACGGACCCGUCCAAGACAGAGAAGAUGAGCAUCUACCAGGCCAUGGGGAAGGGCAUUCUGAGGCCGGGCACCGCGCUGGUGCUGCUGGAGGCGCAGGCUGCCAGCGGCUUUAUCACUGACCCGCUGAAGAACGAGAAGCUGUCCGUCAAUGAAGCCGUCUCCGCCGGCCUGGUGGGCAGUGAGAUUCACGAGAAGCUGCUCUCUGCAGAGAGAGCAGUGACCGGCUACACUGACCCCUACACGGGCAACAAGAUCUCCCUCUUCCAGGCCAUGAAGAAAGACCUGAUAGUCAAAGACCACGGCAUCCGCCUGCUGGAGGCCCAGAUCGCCACCGGCGGCAUCAUCGACCCCGUGCACAGUCACCGCCUCCCCGUUGAGGUGGCUUACAAGCGGGGCUACUUCGACGAAGAGAUGAACCGCAUCCUCUCUGACCCCAGCGACGACACCAAGGGCUUCUUUGACCCCAACACUCACGAGAACCUCACCUACAUGCAGCUCCUCAGCAGAUGCGUCCCAGACCCAGACACGGGGCUCCUGAUGCUUCAGCUGAUGCACAAAGGCUCCGUGCUCUUCCAGCUAGAUGAAAAAACACAAACCUGCUUACAGUCUGCCCCUGCCACCGUGAGUGUGGGACUCUUCCAGGGGCAGAAGGUGACCGUGUGGGAGCUUCUCUUCUCCAGAUACGUCCCUGACCAGAAAAGGCAGGAGCUUCUGAAGAAGUACAAAGCGGGGACGCUAACCAUUCAGGAAAUGACAACCAUCAUCACCACCCUCAUCACCGAGGCAGAGCAAAAGAGCAGCCGAGAGCCCAGGCCCGUGAAAAGUCCGAGCACGCAACGGGCAACGUCACAGAAGGCCGAGGCUGCCCAUUCGCAGAGAGAUGAAAAACGGGAAAAGGCCUUAAAGACUACGACAGUCGACGGGCCGGGGGGCGAGUUCCAAGGGCGAAAGGUCUCUGUGUGGGAUCUGCUCUUCUCCAAAUACGUCCUUGAAGAGAAAAGACAAGAGCUUCUGAAGAAGUACAAAGCAGGGACGCUAACCAUUCAAGAAAUGAUAACCGUCCUCACCACCAUCAUCACCGAGACAGAGAAAAAGAGCGGCAAACAGCCCAGCGGGGUGGAAGGCCCCUGCCGAGAGGAGAGAUCAUCCGGGAGAGCUGCCAGCGCCCCUUCUCCACAGGACCAACAAGCGGAAAAGACUCUCCGGCUCGCGACCGUCGACGUAUCAGUCGGCGAGUUCCAAGGGCGAAAGGUCUCCGUGUGGGAACUUCUCUUCUCCAAAUACCUCUCAGAAGAGAAAAGGCAGGAGCUCCUGGAGAAGUACAGAGCGGGGACCGUGACUCUGGAGGAGCUGGUCAGAAUCCUCACCACCAUCGUUGAGCAGACAGAAGAGAGAAGCAGCAAAGUGAAGUUCUCAGGCCUCAGGAGGCAGGUGACUGCCUCAGAGCUGUUCAGCUCUGACAUUAUUGACCAGGACACGCUGACUGAACUCACCCAGGGCACCAAGACGGUGCAGGAGAUCACGGAAAUGGAUUCCGUAAAGAGAUACCUGGAAGGAACUAGCUGCAUUGCCGGAGUCCUGGUGCCGUCCAACACGGACCCGUCCAAGACAGAGAAGAUGAGCAUCUACCAGGCCAUGGGGAAGGGCAUUCUGAGGCCGGGCACCGCGCUGGUGCUGCUGGAGGCGCAGGCUGCCAGCGGCUUUAUCACUGACCCGCUGAAGAACGAGAAGCUGUCCGUCGAUGAAGCCGUCUCCGCCGGCCUGGUGGGCAGUGAGAUUCACGAGAAGCUGCUCUCUGCAGAGAGAGCAGUGACCGGCUACACUGACCCCUACACGGGCAACAAGAUCUCCCUCUUCCAGGCCAUGAAGAAAGACCUGAUAGUCAAAGACCACGGCAUCCGCCUGCUGGAGGCCCAGAUCGCCACCGGCGGCAUCAUCGACCCCGUGCACAGUCACCGCCUCCCCGUGGAGGUGGCUUACAAGCGGGGCUACUUCGACGAAGAGAUGAACCGCAUCCUCUCUGACCCCAGCGACGACACCAAGGGCUUCUUCGACCCCAACACUCACGAGAACCUCACCUACAUGCAGCUCCUCAGCAGAUGCGUCCCAGACCCAGACACGGGGCUCCUGAUGCUUCAGCUGAUGCACAAAGGCUCCGUGCUCUUCCAGCUAGAUGAAAAAACACGAACCUGCUUACAGUCUGCCCCUGCCACCGUCAGCGUGGGACUCUUCCAGGGGCAGAAGGUGACCGUGUGGGAGCUUCUCUUCUCCAGAUACGUCCCUGACCAGAAAAGGCAGGAGCUUCUGAAGAAGUACAAAGCGGGGACGCUAACCAUUCAGGAAAUGACAACCAUCAUCACCACCCUCAUCACCGAGGCAGAGCAAAAGAGCAGCCGAGAGCCCAGGCCCGUGAAAAGUCCGAGCACGCAACGGGCAACGUCACAGAAGGCCGAGGCUGCCCAUUCGCAGAGAGAUGAAAAACGGGAAAAGGCCUUAAAGACUACGACAGUCGACGGGCCGGGGUGCGAGUUCCAAGGGCGAAAGGUCUCUGUGUGGGAUCUGCUCUUCUCCAAAUACGUCCUUGAAGAGAAAAGACAAGAGCUUCUGAAGAAGUACAAAGCAGGGACGCUAACCAUUCAAGAAAUGAUAACCGUCCUCACCACCAUCAUCACCGAGACAGAGAAAAAGAGCGGCAAACAGCCCAGCGGGGUGGAAGGCCCCUGCCGAGAGGAGAGAACAUCCGGGAGAGCUGCCAGCGCCCCUUCUCCACAGGACCAACAAGCGGAAAAGACUCUCCGGCUCGCGACCGUCGACGUAUCGGUCGGCGAGUUCCAAGGGCGAAAGGUCUCCGUGUGGGAACUUCUCUUCUCCAAAUACCUCUCGGAAGAGAAAAGGCAGGAGCUCCUGGAGAAGUACAGAGCGGGGACCGUGACUCUGGAGGAGCUGGUCAGAAUCCUCACCACCAUCGUUGAGCAGACAGAAGAGAGAAGCAGCAAAGUGAAGUUCUCAGGCCUCAGGAGGCAGGUGACUGCCUCAGAGCUGUUCAGCUCUGACAUUAUUGACCAGGACACGCUGACUGAACUCACUCAGGGCACCAAGACGGUGCAGGAGAUCACGGAAAUGGAUUCCGUAAAGAGAUACCUGGAAGGAACUAGCUGCAUUGCCGGAGUCCUGGUGCCGUCCAACACGGACCCGUCCAAGACAGAGAAGAUGAGCAUCUACCAGGCCAUGGGGAAGGGCAUUCUGAGGCCGGGCACCGCGCUGGUGCUGCUGGAGGCACAGGCUGCCAGCGGCUUUAUCACUGACCCGCUGAAGAACGAGAAGCUGUCCGUCGAUGAAGCCGUCUCCGCCGGCCUGGUGGGCAGUGAGAUUCACGAGAAGCUGCUCUCUGCAGAGAGAGCAGUGACCGGCUACACUGACCCCUACACGGGCAACAAGAUCUCCCUCUUCCAGGCCAUGAAGAAAGACCUGAUAGUCAAAGACCACGGCAUCCGCCUGCUGGAGGCCCAGAUCGCCACCGGCGGCAUCAUCGACCCCGUGCACAGUCACCGCCUCCCCGUGGAGGUGGCUUACAAGCGGGGCUACUUCGACGAAGAGAUGAACCGCAUCCUCUCUGACCCCAGCGACGACACCAAGGGCUUCUUCGACCCCAACACUCACGAGAACCUCACCUACAUGCAGCUCCUCAGCAGAUGCGUCCCAGACCCAGACACGGGGCUCCUGAUGCUUCAGCUGAUGCACAAAGGCUCCGUGCUCUUCCAGCUAGAUGAAAAAACACGAACCUGCUUACAGUCUGCCCCUGCCACCGUCAGCGUGGGACUCUUCCAGGGGCAGAAGGUGACCGUGUGGGAGCUUCUCUUCUCCAGAUACGUCCCUGACCAGAAAAGGCAGGAGCUUCUGAAGAAGUACAAAGCGGGGACGCUAACCAUUCAGGAAAUGACAACCAUCAUCACCACCCUCAUCACCGAGGCAGAGCAAAAGAGCAGCCGAGAGCCCAGGCCCGUGAAAAGUCCGAGCACGCAACGGGCAACGUCACAGAAGGCCGAGGCUGCCCAUUCGCAGAGAGAUGAAAAACGGGAAAAGGCCUUAAAGACUACGACAGUCGACGGGCCGGGGGGCGAGUUCCAAGGGCGAAAGGUCUCUGUGUGGGAUCUGCUCUUCUCCAAAUACGUCCUUGAAGAGAAAAGACAAGAGCUUCUGAAGAAGUACAAAGCAGGGACGCUAACCAUUCAAGAAAUGAUAACCGUCCUCACCACCAUCAUCACCGAGACAGAGAAAAAGAGCGGCAAACAGCCCAGCGGGGUGGAAGGCCCCUGCCGAGAGGAGAGAACAUCCGGGAGAGCUGCCAGCGCCCCUUCUCCACAGGACCAACAAGCGGAAAAGACUCUCCGGCUCGCGACCGUCGACGUAUCGAUCGGCGAGUUCCAAGGGCGAAAGGUCUCCGUGUGGGAACUUCUCUUCUCCAAAUACCUCUCGGAAGAGAAAAGGCAGGAGCUCCUGGAGAAGUACAGAGCGGGGACCGUGACUCUGGAGGAGCUGGUCAGAAUCCUCACCACCAUCGUUGAGCAGACAGAAGAGAGAAGCAGCAAAGUGAAGUUCUCAGGCCUCAGGAGGCAGGUGACUGCCUCAGAGCUGUUCAGCUCUGACAUUAUUGACCAGGACACGCUGACUGAACUCACCCAGGGCACCAAGACGGUGCAGGAGAUCACGGAAUUGGAUUCCGUAAAGAGAUACCUGGAAGGAACUAGCUGCAUUGCCGGAGUCCUGGUGCCGUCCAACACGGACCCGUCCAAGACAGAGAAGAUGAGCAUCUACCAGGCCAUGAGGAAGGGCAUUCUGAGGCCGGGCACCGCGCUGGUGCUGCUGGAGGCGCAGGCUGCCAGCGGCUUUAUCAGUAACCCGCUGAAGAACGAGAAGCUGUCCGUCGAUGAAGCCGUCUCCGCUGGCCUGGUGGGCAGUGAGAUUCACGAGAAGCUGCUCUCUGCAGAGAGAGCAGUGAUCGGCUACACUGACCCCUACACGGGCAACAAGAUCUCCCUCUUCCAGGCCAUGAAGAAAGACCUGAUAGUCAAAGACCACGGCAUCCGCCUGCUGGAGGCCCAGAUCGCCACCGGCGGCAUCAUCGACCCCGUGCACAGUCACCGCCUCCCCGUGGAGGUGGCUUACAAGCGGGGCUACUUCGACGAAGAGAUGAACCGCAUCCUCUCUGACCCCAGCGACGACACCAAGGGCUUCUUCGACCCCAACACUCACGAGAACCUCACCUACAUGCAGCUCCUCAGCAGAUGCGUCCCAGACCCAGACACGGGGCUCCUGAUGCUUCAGCUGAUGCACAAAGGCUCCGUGCUCUUCCAGCUAGAUGAAAAAACACAAACCUGCUUACAGUCUGCCCCUGCCACCGUCAGCGUGGGACUCUUCCAGGGGCAGAAGGUGACCGUGUGGGAGCUUCUCUUCUCCAGAUACGUCCCUGACCAGAAAAGGCAGGAGCUUCUGAAGAAGUACAAAGCGGGGACGCUAACCAUUCAGGAAAUGACAACCAUCAUCACCACCCUCAUCACCGAGGCAGAGCAAAAGAGCAGCCGAGAGCCCAGGCCCGUGAAAAGUCCGAGCACGCAACGGGCAACGUCACAGAAGGCCGAGGCUGCCCAUUCGCAGAGAGAUGAAAAACGGGAAAAGGCCUUAAAGACUACGACAGUCGACGGGCCGGGGGGCGAGUUCCAAGGGCGAAAGGUCUCUGUGUGGGAUCUGCUCUUCUCCAAAUACGUCCUUGAAGAGAAAAGACAAGAGCUUCUGAAGAAGUACAAAGGAGGGACGCUAACCAUUCAAGAAAUGAUAACCGUCCUCACCACCAUCAUCACCGAGACAGAGAAAAAGAGCGGCAAACAGCCCAGCGGGGUGGAAGGCCCCUGCCGAGAGGAGAGAACAUCCGGGAGAGCUGCCAGCGCCCCUUCUCCACAGGACCAACAAGCGGAAAAGACUCUCCGGCUCGCGACCGUCGACGUAUCGGUCGGCGAGUUCCAAGGGCGAAAGGUCUCCGUGUGGGAACUUCUCUUCUCCAAAUACCUCUCGGAAGAGAAAAGGCAGGAGCUCCUGGAGAAGUACAGAGCGGGGACCGUGACUCUGGAGGAGCUGGUCAGAAUCCUCACCACCAUCGUUGAGCAGACAGAAGAGAGAAGCAGCAAAGUGAAGUUCUCAGGCCUCAGGAGGCAGGUGACUGCCUCAGAGCUGUUCAGCUCUGACAUUAUUGACCAGGACACGCUGACUGAACUCACCCAGGGCACCAAGACGGUGCAGGAGAUCACGGAAAUGGAUUCCGUAAAGAGAUACCUGGAAGGAACUAGCUGCAUUGCCGGAGUCCUGGUGCCGUCCAACACGGACCCGUCCAAGACAGAGAAGAUGAGCAUCUACCAGGCCAUGAGGAAGGGCAUUCUGAGGCCGGGCACCGCGCUGGUGCUGCUGGAGGCGCAGGCUGCCAGCGGCUUUAUCACUAACCCGCUGAAGAACGAGAAGCUGUCCGUCGAUGAAGCCGUCUCCGCUGGCCUGGUGGGCAGUGAGAUUCACGAGAAGCUGCUCUCUGCAGAGAGAGCAGUGAUCGGCUACACUGACCCCUACACGGGCAACAAGAUCUCCCUCUUCCAGGCCAUGAAGAAAGACCUGAUAGUCAAAGACCACGGCAUCCGCCUGCUGGAGGCCCAGAUCGCCACCGGCGGCAUCAUCGACCCCGUGCACAGUCACCGCCUCCCCGUGGAGGUGGCUUACAAGCGGGGCUACUUCGACGAAGAGAUGAACCGCAUCCUCUCUGACCCCAGCGACGACACCAAGGGCUUCUUCGACCCCAACACUCACGAGAACCUCACCUACAUGCAGCUCCUCAGCAGAUGCGUCCCAGACCCAGACACGGGGCUCCUGAUGCUUCAGCUGAUGCACAAAGGCUCCGUGCUCUUCCAGCUAGAUGAAAAAACACAAACCUGCUUACAGUCUGCCCCUGCCACCGUCAGCGUGGGACUCUUCCAGGGGCAGAAGGUGACCGUGUGGGAGCUUCUCUUCUCCAGAUACGUCCCUGACCAGAAAAGGCAGGAGCUUCUGAAGAAGUACAAAGCGGGGACGCUAACCAUUCAGGAAAUGACAACCAUCAUCACCACCCUCAUCACCGAGGCAGAGCAAAAGAGCAGCCGAGAGCCCAGGCCCGUGAAAAGUCCGAGCACGCAACGGGCAACGUCACAGAAGGCCGAGGCUGCCCAUUCGCAGAGAGAUGAAAAAUGGGAAAAGGCCUUAAAGACUACGACAGUCGACGGGCCGGGGGGCGAGUUCCAAGGGCGAAAGGUCUCUGUGUGGGAUCUGCUCUUCUCCAAAUACGUCCUUGAAGAGAAAAGACAAGAGCUUCUGAAGAAGUACAAAGCAGGGACGCUAACCAUUCAAGAAAUGAUAACCGUCCUCACCACCAUCAUCACCGAGACAGAGAAAAAGAGCGGCAAACAGCCCAGCGGGGUGGAAGGCCCCUGCCGAGAGGAGAGAACAUCCGGGAGAGCUGCCAGCGCCCCUUCUCCACAGGACCAACAAGCGGAAAAGACUCUCCGGCUCGCGACCGUCGACGUAUCGGUCGGCGAGUUCCAAGGGCGAAAGGUCUCCGUGUGGGAACUUCUCUUCUCCAAAUACCUCUCGGAAGAGAAAAGGCAGGAGCUCCUGGAGAAGUACAGAGCGGGGACCGUGACUCUGGAGGAGCUGGUCAGAAUCCUCACCACCAUCGUUGAGCAGACAGAAGAGAGAAGCAGCAAAGUGAAGUUCUCAGGCCUCAGGAGGCAGGUGACUGCCUCAGAGCUGUUCAGCUCUGACAUUAUUGACCAGGACACGCUGACUGAACUCACUCAGGGCACCAAGACGGUGCAGGAGAUCACGGAAAUGGAUUCCGUAAAGAGAUACCUGGAAGGAACUAGCUGCAUUGCCGGAGUCCUGGUGCCGUCCAACACGGACCCGUCCAAGACAGAGAAGAUGAGCAUCUACCAGGCCAUGAGGAAGGGCAUUCUGAGGCCGGGCACCGCGCUGGUGCUGCUGGAGGCGCAGGCUGCCAGCGGCUUUAUCACUGACCCGCUGAAGAACGAGAAGCUGUCCGUCGAUGAAGCCGUCUCCGCCGGCCUGGUGGGCAGUGAGAUUCACGAGAAGCUGCUCUCUGCAGAGAGAGCAGUGACCGGCUACACUGACCCCUACACGGGCAACAAGAUCUCCCUCUUCCAGGCCAUGAAGAAAGACCUGAUAGUCAAAGACCAUGGCAUCCGCCUGCUGGAGGCCCAGAUCGCCACCGGCGGCAUCAUCGACCCCGUGCACAGUCACCGCCUCCCCGUGGAGGUGGCUUACAAGCGGGGCUACUUCGACGAAGAGAUGAACCGCAUCCUCUCUGACCCCAGCGACGACACCAAGGGCUUCUUCGACCCCAACACUCACGAGAACCUCACCUACAUGCAGCUCCUCAGCAGAUGCGUCCCAGACCCAGACACGGGGCUCCUGAUGCUUCAGCUGAUGCACAAAGGCUCCGUGCUCUUCCAGCUAGAUGAAAAAACACGAACCUGCUUACAGUCUGCCCCUGCCACCGUCAGCGUGGGACUCUUCCAGGGGCAGAAGGUGACCGUGUGGGAGCUUCUCUUCUCCAGAUACGUCCCUGACCAGAAAAGGCAGGAGCUUCUGAAGAAGUACAAAGCGGGGACGCUAACCAUUCAGGAAAUGACAACCAUCAUCACCACCCUCAUCACCGAGGCAGAGCAAAAGAGCAGCCGAGAGCCCAGGCCCGUGAAAAGUCCGAGCACGCAACGGGCAACGUCACAGAAGGCCGAGGCUGCCCAUUCGCAGAGAGAUGAAAAACGGGAAAAGGCCUUAAAGACUACGACAGUCGACGGGCCGGGGGGCGAGUUCCAAGGGCGAAAGGUCUCUGUGUGGGAUCUGCUCUUCUCCAAAUACGUCCUUGAAGAGAAAAGACAAGAGCUUCUGAAGAAGUACAAAGCAGGGACGCUAACCAUUCAAGAAAUGAUAACCGUCCUCACCACCAUCAUCACCGAGACAGAGAAAAAGAGCGGCAAACAGCCCAGCGGGGUGGAAGGCCCCUGCCGAGAGGAGAGAACAUCCGGGAGAGCUGCCAGCGCCCCUUCUCCACAGGACCAACAAGCGGAAAAGACUCUCCGGCUCGCGACCGUCGACGUAUCGGUCGGCGAGUUCCAAGGGCGAAAGGUCUCCGUGUGGGAACUUCUCUUCUCCAAAUACCUCUCGGAAGAGAAAAGGCAGGAGCUCCUGGAGAAGUACAGAGCGGGGACCGUGACUCUGGAGGAGCUGGUCAGAAUCCUCACCACCAUCGUUGAGCAGACAGAAGAGAGAAGCAGCAAAGUGAAGUUCUCAGGCCUCAGGAGGCAGGUGACUGCCUCAGAGCUGUUCAGCUCUGACAUUAUUGACCAGGACACGCUGACUGAACUCACUCAGGGCACCAAGACGGUGCAGGAGAUCACGGAAAUGGAUUCCGUAAAGAGAUACCUGGAAGGAACUAGCUGCAUUGCCGGAGUCCUGGUGCCGUCCAACACGGACCCGUCCAAGACAGAGAAGAUGAGCAUCUACCAGGCCAUGAGGAAGGGCAUUCUGAGGCCGGGCACCGCGCUGGUGCUGCUGGAGGCGCAGGCUGCCAGCGGCUUUAUCACUGACCCGCUGAAGAACGAGAAGCUGUCCGUCGAUGAAGCCGUCUCCGCCGGCCUGGUGGGCAGUGAGAUUCACGAGAAGCUGCUCUCUGCAGAGAGAGCAGUGACCGGCUACACUGACCCCUACACGGGCAACAAGAUCUCCCUCUUCCAGGCCAUGAAGAAAGACCUGAUAGUCAAAGACCAUGGCAUCCGCCUGCUGGAGGCCCAGAUCGCCACCGGCGGCAUCAUCGACCCCGUGCACAGUCACCGCCUCCCCGUGGAGGUGGCUUACAAGCGGGGCUACUUCGACGAAGAGAUGAACCGCAUCCUCUCUGACCCCAGCGACGACACCAAGGGCUUCUUCGACCCCAACACUCACGAGAACCUCACCUACAUGCAGCUCCUCAGCAGAUGCGUCCCAGACCCAGACACGGGGCUCCUGAUGCUUCAGCUGAUGCACAAAGGCUCCGUGCUCUUCCAGCUAGAUGAAAAAACACGAACCUGCUUACAGUCUGCCCCUGCCACCGUCAGCGUGGGACUCUUCCAGGGGCAGAAGGUGACCGUGUGGGAGCUUCUCUUCUCCAGAUACGUCCCUGACCAGAAAAGGCAGGAGCUUCUGAAGAAGUACAAAGCGGGGACGCUAACCAUUCAGGAAAUGACAACCAUCAUCACCACCCUCAUCACCGAGGCAGAGCAAAAGAGCAGCCGAGAGCCCAGGCCCGUGAAAAGUCCGAGCACGCAACGGGCAACGUCACAGAAGGCCGAGGCUGCCCAUUCGCAGAGAGAUGAAAAACGGGAAAAGGCCUUAAAGACUACGACAGUCGACGGGCCGGGGGGCGAGUUCCAAGGGCGAAAGGUCUCUGUGUGGGAUCUGCUCUUCUCCAAAUACGUCCUUGAAGAGAAAAGACAAGAGCUUCUGAAGAAGUACAAAGCAGGGACGCUAACCAUUCAAGAAAUGAUAACCGUCCUCACCACCAUCAUCACCGAGACAGAGAAAAAGAGCGGCAAACAGCCCAGCGGGGUGGAAGGCCCCUGCCGAGAGGAGAGAACAUCCGGGAGAGCUGCCAGCGCCCCUUCUCCACAGGACCAACAAGCGGAAAAGACUCUCCGGCUCGCGACCGUCGACGUAUCGGUCGGCGAGUUCCAAGGGCGAAAGGUCUCCGUGUGGGAACUUCUCUUCUCCAAAUACCUCUCGGAAGAGAAAAGGCAGGAGCUCCUGGAGAAGUACAGAGCGGGGACCGUGACUCUGGAGGAGCUGGUCAGAAUCCUCACCACCAUCGUUGAGCAGACAGAAGAGAGAAGCAGCAAAGUGAAGUUCUCAGGCCUCAGGAGGCAGGUGACUGCCUCAGAGCUGUUCAGCUCUGACAUUAUUGACCAGGACACGCUGACUGAACUCACCCAGGGCACCAAGACGGUGCAGGAGAUCACGGAAAUGGAUUCCGUAAAGAGAUACCUGGAAGGAACUAGCUGCAUUGCCGGAGUCCUGGUGCCGUCCAACACGGACCCGUCCAAGACAGAGAAGAUGAGCAUCUACCAGGCCAUGAGGAAGGGCAUUCUGAGGCCGGGCACCGCGCUGGUGCUGCUGGAGGCGCAGGCUGCCAGCGGCUUUAUCACUGACCCGCUGAAGAACGAGAAGCUGUCCGUCGAUGAAGCCGUCUCCGCCGGCCUGGUGGGCAGUGAGAUUCACGAGAAGCUGCUCUCUGCAGAGAGAGCAGUGACCGGCUACACUGACCCCUACACGGGCAACAAGAUCUCCCUCUUCCAGGCCAUGAAGAAAGACCUGAUAGUCAAAGACCACGGCAUCCGCCUGCUGGAGGCCCAGAUCGCCACCGGCGGCAUCAUCGACCCCGUGCACAGUCACCGCCUCCCCGUGGAGGUGGCUUACAAGCGGGGCUACUUCGACGAAGAGAUGAACCGCAUCCUCUCUGACCCCAGCGACGACACCAAGGGCUUCUUCGACCCCAACACUCACGAGAACCUCACCUACAUGCAGCUCCUCAGCAGAUGCGUCCCAGACCCAGACACGGGGCUCCUGAUGCUUCAGCUGAUGCACAAAGGCUCCGUGCUCUUCCAGCUAGAUGAAAAAACACGAACCUGCUUACAGUCUGCCCCUGCCACCGUCAGCGUGGGACUCUUCCAGGGGCAGAAGGUGACCGUGUGGGAGCUUCUCUUCUCCAGAUACGUCCCUGACCAGAAAAGGCAGGAGCUUCUGAAGAAGUACAAAGCGGGGACGCUAACCAUUCAGGAAAUGACAACCAUCAUCACCACCCUCAUCACCGAGGCAGAGCAAAAGAGCAGCCGAGAGCCCAGGCCCGUGAAAAGUCCGAGCACGCAACGGGCAACGUCACAGAAGGCCGAGGCUGCCCAUUCGCAGAGAGAUGAAAAACGGGAAAAGGCCUUAAAGACUACGACAGUCGACGGGCCGGGGGGCGAGUUCCAAGGGCGAAAGGUCUCUGUGUGGGAUCUGCUCUUCUCCAAAUACGUCCUUGAAGAGAAAAGACAAGAGCUUCUGAAGAAGUACAAAGCAGGGACGCUAACCAUUCAAGAAAUGAUAACCGUCCUCACCACCAUCAUCACCGAGACAGAGAAAAAGAGCGGCAAACAGCCCAGCGGGGUGGAAGGCCCCUGCCGAGAGGAGAGAUCAUCCGGGAGAGCUGCCAGCGCCCCUUCUCCACAGGACCAACAAGCGGAAAAGACUUUCCGGCUCGCGACCGUCGACGUAUCGGUCGGCGAGUUCCAAGGGCGAAAGGUCUCCGUGUGGGAACUUCUCUUCUCCAAAUACCUCUCGGAAGAGAAAAGGCAGGAGCUCCUGGAGAAGUACAGAGCGGGGACCGUGACUCUGGAGGAGCUGGUCAGAAUCCUCACCACCAUCGUUGAGCAGACAGAAGAGAGAAGCAGCAAAGUGAAGUUCUGAGGCCUCAGGAGGCAGGUGACUGCCUCAGAGCUGUUCAGCUCUGACAUUAUUGACCAGGACACGCUGACUGAACUCACUCAGGGCACCAAGACGGUGCAGGAGAUCACGGAAAUGGAUUCCGUAAAGAGAUACCUGGAAGGAACUAGCUGCAUUGCCGGAGUCCUGGUGCCGUCCAACACGGACCCGUCCAAGACAGAGAAGAUGAGCAUCUACCAGGCCAUGAGGAAGGGCAUUCUGAGGCCGGGCACCGCGCUGGUGCUGCUGGAGGCGCAGGCUGCCAGCGGCUUUAUCACUGACCCGCUGAAGAACGAGAAGCUGUCCGUCGAUGAAGCCGUCUCCGCCGGCCUGGUGGGCAGUGAGAUUCACGAGAAGCUGCUCUCUGCAGAGAGAGCAGUGACCGGCUACACUGACCCCUACACGGGCAACAAGAUCUCCCUCUUCCAGGCCAUGAAGAAAGACCUGAUAGUCAAAGACCACGGCAUCCGCCUGCUGGAGGCCCAGAUCGCCACCGGCGGCAUCAUCGACCCCGUGCACAGUCACCGCCUCCCCGUGGAGGUGGCUUACAAGCGGGGCUACUUCGACGAAGAGAUGAACCGCAUCCUCUCUGACCCCAGCGACGACACCAAGGGCUUCUUCGACCCCAACACUCACGAGAACCUCACCUACAUGCAGCUCCUCAGCAGAUGCGUCCCAGACCCAGACACGGGGCUCCUGAUGCUUCAGCUGAUGCACAAAGGCUCCGUGCUCUUCCAGCUAGAUGAAAAAACACGAACCUGCUUACAGUCUGCCCCUGCCACCGUCAGCGUGGGACUCUUCCAGGGGCAGAAGGUGACCGUGUGGGAGCUUCUCUUCUCCAGAUACGUCCCUGACCAGAAAAGGCAGGAGCUUCUGAAGAAGUACAAAGCGGGGACGCUAACCAUUCAGGAAAUGACAACCAUCAUCACCACCCUCAUCACCGAGGCAGAGCAAAAGAGCAGCCGAGAGCCCAGGCCCGUGAAAAGUCCGAGCACGCAACGGGCAACGUCACAGAAGGCCGAGGCUGCCCAUUCGCAGAGAGAUGAAAAACGGGAAAAGGCCUUAAAGACUACGACAGUCGACGGGCCUGGGGGCGAGUUCCAAGGGCGAAAGGUCUCUGUGUGGGAUCUGCUCUUCUCCAAAUACGUCCUUGAAGAGAAAAGACAAGAGCUUCUGAAGAAGUACAAAGCAGGGACGCUAACCAUUCAAGAAAUGAUAACCGUCCUCACCACCAUCAUCACCGAGACAGAGAAAAAGAGCGGCAAACAGCCCAGCGGGGUGGAAGGCCCCUGCCGAGAGGAGAGAACAUCCGGGAGAGCUGCCAGCGCCCCUUCUCCACAGGACCAACAAGCGGAAAAGACUCUCCGGCUCGCGACCGUCGACGUAUCGGUCGGCGAGUUCCAAGGGCGAAAGGUCUCCGUGUGGGAACUUCUCUUCUCCAAAUACCUCUCGGAAGAGAAAAGGCAGGAGCUCCUGGAGAAGUACAGAGCGGGGACCGUGACUCUGGAGGAGCUGGUCAGAAUCCUCACCACCAUCGUUGAGCAGACAGAAGAGAGAAGCAGCAAAGUGAAGUUCUCAGGCCUCAGGAGGCAGGUGACUGCCUCAGAGCUGUUCAGCUCUGACAUUAUUGACCAGGACACGCUGACUGAACUCACCCAGGGCACCAAGACGGUGCAGGAGAUCACGGAAAUGGAUUCCGUAAAGAGAUACCUGGAAGGAACUAGCUGCAUUGCCGGAGUCCUGGUGCCGUCCAACACGGACCCGUCCAAGACAGAGAAGAUGAGCAUCUACCAGGCCAUGGGGAAGGGCAUUCUGAGGCCGGGCACCGCGCUGGUGCUGCUGGAGGCGCAGGCUGCCAGCGGCUUUAUCACUGACCCGCUGAAGAACGAGAAGCUGUCCGUCGAUGAAGCCGUCUCCGCCGGCCUGGUGGGCAGUGAGAUUCACGAGAAGCUGCUCUCUGCAGAGAGAGCAGUGACCGGCUACACUGACCCCUACACGGGCAACAAGAUCUCCCUCUUCCAGGCCAUGAAGAAAGACCUGAUAGUCAAAGACCACGGCAUCCGCCUGCUGGAGGCCCAGAUCGCCACCGGCGGCAUCAUCGACCCCGUGCACAGUCACCGCCUCCCCGUGGUGGUGGCUUACAAGCGGGGCUACUUCGACGAAGAGAUGAACCGCAUUCUCUCUGACCCCAGCGACGACACCAAGGGCUUCUUCGACCCCAACACUCACGAGAACCUCACCUACAUGCAGCUCCUCAGCAGAUGCGUCCCAGACCCAGACACGGGGCUCUGUUUGCUGAAGGUGGGGAUGGACUAAUUAUAUUUCAUUUUAUCACUCUGAUCCCAGUUUUGUUUUGUUUUGCAAAUAGCACUUUUCAUCCCUUUGUCUCCACUCAUUCUGUCUCUGUGAGCACCAGAAUUCUGUCCCUCUGAUGGUGUGGUGAAGUUCCCAGCGUGCUUUGCAGAACGAAGAUCUUAGUGAUUCUUCUCUGUAUUAUCACCCCCUUUUACCCUGGUCUGUCCACUAGCUGCUUGCUGUGGAAUGAUAUGUUAUUUGUCUCCCAUGUUGUCAGGGAUAUUGGGUCCCUGAUAUCGUCCAAUGCUCUGGGUCAUGCGGGAAUCGUACAGAAUAACCGUAGGGAAUCUCAGGGUAACGUGCAAUGCCUGUGACGCUCCUGCACCAAACAGCGCAUUGUGGGAAGGAAAAGCGCUCAGUGCAGCCUGCGGUAAGGGAGGAAGUGGCUGGGUCUUCUCUUUACAGUUUCUGCUCAGGAUAGUUCUAGAACCGGAAUUCCAAAGUUUCUGCAGGUCAGAGUUGAGGCACAUGGGUGGGCUCGCCCUGGAUUGGAGUGGCAGGGGGAGACUGUAGAUCUGGAUCAAGGAGUAUCAGCAGAGCUGGGUGGGGGCCAGAACUGGAAGACCAUGGGGACUUCGGGGGGAGUGUGGGGCACUAGCAGAGUUGAGCAGCAGACGGCUUCACAGCAUUGGCCUGCACUAUUCUAGUCGAUUAGAUUUAGUUUCUCCAAGUGCAAUCCUCCCUGAGCGAUCUAAUACUAUGUGAGUCUGUAGCUGGGGAUAUUGUGUGCCUCCCGUUACAAGCACUAGACUUACUCACAAACACAGUAGUAUAUUGUUUUCAAAGUCCCCCUUCCUCCCUGACAGCUGCCCUUGAGCUGAGGUCUAUGGAAUCUAGCCAGGAGCUGAGGAAUCGCGUGGCGUAUUUUCAUAAGGGUUUGUUUACUCAAACUUUAGGCGGGGAGGGAUAGCUCAGUGGUUUGAGCAUUAGCCUGCUAAACCCAGGGCUGUGAGUUCAAUCCUUGAGGGGGCCACUUAGGGAUCUGGGGCAAAAUCAGUACUUGGUCCUGCUAGCAAAGGCAGGGGGCUGGAUUCGAUGACCUUUCAAGGUCCCUUCCAGUUCUAGGAGAUGGGAUAUCUCCAUUAACAAAAUAAAUAAAACUUGGGUUUGCAACAUGCACUUUUCAGUGGCGCAGCCAGAAGUAAAAGGGCCUUUCCCCUCUGACAGGGCAUUUCAGCUCCUCUUCUCCUUCCAACUCUUGAGCUCGCUUUGCCAAUGUUCUAUGCCUGCUGGAGGCUCCAUGUGCCGCACUUGCCUGGAAGAAAUGUUUCCUGCACUGGGGUUUGUUACAGGGGGUGCCCAGGCGCUGACUAGCUCUCCUGACUCAAUAAAGGGAAUCUUUCAAAACCUGCA
This is a messenger RNA of Malaclemys terrapin pileata, 28048 nucleotides long. RefSeq names its product epiplakin 1 (gene EPPK1). The record is from RefSeq and is a predicted model, not a curated record. Gene Ontology annotation, molecular function: structural molecule activity; keratin filament binding. Gene Ontology annotation, cellular component: membrane; cytoskeleton; keratin filament. The transcript has a single exon. Lineage: Eukaryota; Metazoa; Chordata; Testudines; Emydidae. Gene Ontology annotation, biological process: wound healing; intermediate filament bundle assembly.